Molecule: messenger RNA, 1869 nt
Organism: Scylla paramamosain (green mud crab)
Lineage: Eukaryota; Metazoa; Arthropoda; Malacostraca; Decapoda; Portunidae
Product: 6-phosphogluconolactonase-like
Exons: 6
Coding region: 512-1282 (256 amino acids)
Biological process (GO): pentose-phosphate shunt; carbohydrate metabolic process
Molecular function (GO): 6-phosphogluconolactonase activity
Source: RefSeq, a predicted model, not a curated record
CACUUUCAGUCUGAGCAUUCAGUAAAUAAAACCCGGUGACGUGCAAAAUCGCUCCCAAGUCAAAAAGUCUCCCGGAAAUCAUUUUGACCCAGGAGCGAUCUGGCACGACGAGAGCAAAAUCUUUCCCACUGUCCCCGAGAACAAUUUCAACGAAUAUCAACUUCUAUAGAGCAACUUAGCACAACACUGGGAACUUUCGCGGAACUGAGUAAAUCUGUCGUUACACGAACAGCGCGGCAAGAGAGGGAGAAAGCUGAAGAUUUCUUAACACAGCAACUGGGAGGCAAGGAAACAGAGACCGCUGGAUAAAUCAAAGGAAGACAAACCGUGACACAAGGAAGAGAGACAGAGCACAAGAUAGAGAUAGAUCACAAGGAAGAUACAAACGAAUCAAAAGAAAGGUUCUUCAGGAGAGAGUUCACAAGAUAGUCGGAAAGAUCACAAGAAGGAUAUAGAGACAUCACAGGAAGAGACAGAGGGUUAGAGAUAUACAAUUCUUUCUUCUUCCAAAAUGACGUCCACCAAAUCCCCGGCAGUGAGGAAGGUGGUGGAGAGCGAGAAGGAGGUAGCCAAGCAGCUGUGUACUCUCGUGGAGCACCUGUCCAAUGAAGCUAUCGAGGCAAGGGGGAGGUUCACCAUUGGCUUGUCUGGUGGAUCAAUGGCAAAGUUCCUGUGUGGGGGCCUGCCCUCCAUCCAGACCAGCUGGGACAAGUGGCUGCUAUUCUUUUGUGAUGAGCGACUUGUGCCGUUCUCAAAUGAUGACUCAACAUACAAGAUUUACCAGGCUGGCCUCGUGGGCAAGACUCCCUUGAAAGACGAGCAGUUUGUGACCAUCAACCCAGACUUGGAAGUGCAGGCUGCCGCUAAGGAUUAUGAAGAAAAGAUCCGAGAUAAAUUCCCUGACAGUGAUUGGCCACGCUUUGACCUGCUGCUGCUGGGGAUGGGGCCUGAUGGACACACUGCUUCCCUCUUCCCAGGCCACCCCCUCCUGGACGAGCAGAGUGUGUGGGUCGCUGCCAUCAGUGACUCCCCCAAGCCUCCCCCAUGCCGAGUGACCAUGACCUUUCCCGUCAUCAACAACGCCCACUGUUGUGCCUUUGCCAUGGCUGGGGAAGGAAAGGCAGAUAUGGUGAAGCGCAUCCUUGGCGAUGGUGAGGCACUGCCGUCCGGAAUGGUACAGCCAACAGACGGAGAGCUGCUGUGGAUUCUGGACAAAUCUGCCGCAUCUAAGUUGUCACUCCCUCCUACAAGAAAAGAAUGUUUGUCCUGCUGUCUACAGUGAUCCCUGACCCACCACACCCCUCAGCCUCCCCUGUGACCAUCCUACCUUUCCCUCCCUGUGAUGCCUGCUAAGGAUAACUCAGCUUUAACGUGACACCAGUAUUACUCCAUACUGUAUGCUGGAUACAUCUUGGUAUAUCAAACACAAUAAGCUAUUGAUCCAGUACAUACCAAGAUAUAUAAAAUGUUGAAAGAGUAAGGUAUAUUAAAUUAAACAUUCCAUUACAGUUAAUAAAUUUGUAUGCAUGUAUAGUUAAUUGAAGAUAAUGUUGAUGGGAGUUACUUGCAUACAUACAUACAUACAUACAUGAAACUUGUAAAAGGUUGACAUUCCAACACAUCCAGCAAAGCCUGUGUACCAUUUCAUAUGUAAGAUGUUAUUGUAUGCCUGUUGUGGUUCUACAUUGGUAUUGCAUUUCAAACAGUUUAGCUAUUAGUGGUCUGGUGUAUGCUUGCUCUAGGACUUGCCUCUAGAAUGGCUGUGCCUGUGCAGUGAAUGGAUUCAUAUCAUAGUUUGUAACUUCACAUAUGAAUGUUUGUACUGUGGUUGUUAAAGGUUAUUUUGAAGCAAAAAACAUAUGCAUCUUG